Messenger RNA from Micromonas commoda, 3864 nucleotides. RefSeq lists its product with no specific name. Gene Ontology annotation, molecular function: 1-phosphatidylinositol-3-phosphate 5-kinase activity; metal ion binding; ATP binding. Gene Ontology annotation, cellular component: endosome membrane. Lineage: Eukaryota; Viridiplantae; Chlorophyta; Mamiellophyceae; Mamiellales; Mamiellaceae. The record is from RefSeq and is a predicted model, not a curated record. The transcript has a single exon. Gene Ontology annotation, biological process: phosphatidylinositol phosphate biosynthetic process. Bases 1 to 3864 code for a protein of 1287 amino acids.
AUGGAGGACGCCAGGUCGAGGGCCAAGGACGCCGCCGCCAGGGCGGGCGCCAACCUGCGGAGCGCGGCGUCGUGGCUGCGGCGCCGCGCGGAGCACCACCUCCUGCGCCAGAGGCCGGAAUUCUGGGUCGACGAGCGCGUGGUCAAGUCGUGCUACGGGUGCGAGCGAGAGUUUCCGGGAUCGCUGCCGGGGUUCAAGCACCACUGCCGCGCGUGCGGUAAGGUGUUCUGCGGCGCGUGCAGCUCCCGCUCGCUCCACCUGCCGCGCACGGACGACGACAUCCGCGAGGAGGGCGUCGAACCGUCCAGGGUGUGCGAUUUCUGCUUCGAGUCUCGACGGGGCGACGACGCCACCGGAGGACACGGCGCCUCCACGCCCGCGCCCGCCGCGGUCGGCGACGGCGGGGAGAGCGUCGGGGGUUCGUCGUCCUCGCGCGCCGACUCGCCCGCGAACGCCGCCGCGCCCGACCGCCUCGACGACGGAAAUGUCCCGCCGCGGGGCGCUUCCAACGCGGACGUCGAACGCGGUCGUCGCGCGCAAAUGCACCAUGCCAUCCUCGCGCCGAGCCCCGCCGCGCAGCUCCUGGGAUCGGCGGCGAGGAACCCGGCGCGGCGAAGGACCGACGGCGACACCGUUCCAUCCUCAGGAUCCGACGACGACGACGACGACGAGGAGGAAGAGGAGGAGGGGAACGUGCGGAGGGCGGCGGAAGCGCCGGUGGCGGAUUCGCUCGGCGACGACGACGAACAAUCGAUCCGACCGCCGUCGCCGCCGCCGUCGCCGCCGUCGCCGUGGCGCGCGCGGGGGGGGCGACGCGCGCGGCGGGGACGACGCCCGCCCGCGGUGUCCGAUCGAGCGAGGCGGGCGGUCCUCGAGGCGCUGCGUGACCCGACGCUUUGGACGCGACCGAGCUCGAGCCGCCGACGGGUUUCGAACAAACGGGACGACGAACGAGGGGACGAACUCCCCGAACGCGGCCCGGACGCGUCGACCGUGGACGCAUCCAGGGCGGCGCUCGUGCGACGCGACGCGAACAACGCGUUGGACCAAUCGGACGUCGACACGUGGACCCCGCGCGUCGCACAGCUGGCGACGAUCGCGUCGACGCGCGUCGCGCCCGAGCGGCGUUACGCCAAAUUUUUUCAAUCCCCGGGCCCCGGUUGGAUGCACCCUGGCGCGUACGUGCGUUGCAAGAAGAUCCCGGGCGGGCACUGCGACCAAUCCGGGGUGGUGGAGCGGUGCGGGGAGAUGUUCGCCAAGAACGUGGCGCACAAGCGCAUGCCCUCGGUUCGUCAAGGGAACGUUCGGGUCGUCCUCCUGCGCGGGGCGCUGGAGUACCAACGCGCCAACGCCGCGCCUCGGCUCUCGUCUUUGGACACGUUGCUGGACCAGGAGCACGAGCACCUGCGCGGGGCGGUGGCCAGGAUAAACGGAGUAAAAGCGGACGUCCUCGUGGUGGAGCGAACGGUGGCGAGGUUCGCUCGUGAGCUGCUGCUGGAGCGAGGGGUGAGUUUGGUAAUCAACGUCAAGUCGAGUUGCGUGCGGCGGCUGGAGCGGGUGACGGGCGCCGUCGCGGUGAGCGCGCUCGAUCAGCUGAGGGAGGAGUGCGUCGGUCGGUGCGAGACGUUCAAGGUGGAGACGCACGAUGACGUGGACACGAGUGGAGAAUCGUCCUCGAACUCGGGGGGAACUAACAACAGACCCUCGGGGGAAAGAACAACGACGACGCUGAUGACAUUUGGCGGCUGCGCGAACGUCGGCGGCGGAUGCUGCGUCCUCCUUCGAGGCGCGAGCGAGGAUAAGCUCCGCGUCGUCAAGGCUGCGGUCCGCGACGUAACGCUCGCGGAGGCUCACCGGCGGCGCGGGGCGCACUGGCGCGACUCGACGGGGCACGCGAUCCGCCCGGGAUUGGAUCCCGCGACGGCGGCGCUGUCGUUUCGUCGGCUCAGAAUCGCCGCGUGCUCGUUUUGCGCGACGACUGGACACCUCUGCGACGCCCCGAACGACGCGUCGGAGACUGUCGCGCCGUACGGCGAGGGCGACUUACCGCUCGGGGAGUUUCUCAGGGAGGCGCUGGACCCGCCCGUGGAACGCGAGCGGUGUUCCAACCCCGAGUGCGACGAGCCACCCGAGUCGCACAUUCGCGUCUACUACCUCGCCGGCGGCCGAGCGACUCUUCGUUUGCGUCGGACACCAGGCGGGGACGAAAAUGACGAUAAGGACGGAAAGGACGACGACGUCAUCGCGCACUGGACCAGGCCCAGGGCGCGCGCGCGAGACGAGGACGGGCUCGGGGCGUUGGGGCUUCGCGUGGCGACCGACUACGAUUCGUCCCCUCUUAACCCGGCUCUCGAUCCGGAGGCGCUGGAGAUGAGCCUCGGACGGUUUCUGGAGACUGCGGUCGCGUCCGGCGACCCCGCGUACCUGGAACACGCGCACUUCUUCGCGACGAAAGACGCGAUCGCGUGCUUCUCCUUCGACGCCGUCGCGCCGCUUCGCGUGUCGCCGCCGACGAGGAUCAUCGCGGCGGCGACGUUCAAAGCAGUCGACGCCGCCGCCGCCGAGAACGCCGCCGCCGACGUCGAGGCGAGCUUCGUGUCGAACGACGCCAUGGACGCGGACCCCGCGGGUUGCGUCGCGCGAUACAUGCGCGCGUCCGAGUACGCGGUUCACCUCGCGGCCGCGCGCUGGGCCGCCGCGAACCAUCCGGCUGGGGCAUCGGGUUCGUCGGGUUCGACCUCCAAUAAUAUCGGAGGAGGCGGCUCGGGGGGAAGCCUCUCCCCCGUCGCGACGUCGAGGUCACACAGCCGCAAGGGCAGCGCGAUGGGCGGCGGGGUGGGUGACCCGGCCGUCGCGCCCGUCGUGGACGGACCGGACGCCAUGCUUCUCCCGGAUCGAUCGCACCUCAGGCACGUCUUCGCGGGGAAUGACGCGGGGAUGAAUUCUCGGGCGAAUUCUUCGGCCCCCCCUUCCGCUCGGAGGACCGCGGUGACGGCGUACUACCCGCUCCAGUUCGACGCGCUGCGCAAGGCGACGUUGGGGGACGGCGACGAGGGGUACGCCGCGUCGCUCGCGUCCGUCGCCAAGUGGGACGGCGGCGCCAAGGGUGGCAAAUCCGGUUCGUCGUUUGGGAAAACCAGGGACGAUCGGUUCAUCGUCAAGCAACUCAGUCGCGUCGAGCUCAACGCGUUCCUCGCCGAUUUCGGCCCGGCGUACUUCAAGCACGCGCGCGAGUCGCUCGAUCGUUCGAACGGUUCCACGUGUCUCGCGAGGAUCCUCGGCGCCUACCAGGUGGCCGUCGGCGAAGGCGCCGACGGUGAGGAUCCGGCUAUCAUCGACUUCAUCGUCAUGGAAAACUUAUUCCGCGGUCGAGACGUUUUCGAUCCGCGGUGGCUGACGUACGACCUCAAGGGUUCGCUUCGCGCGAGGUACAACGUCGAUGACGCCGGUGACGACGUGGGGGACGACGCCGACGCCGAUGCGCGUGAUCUCGGCCGCGUCGCCGCCGUCUUGCUCGACGAGAAUCUCCAGCGUCGACUCGCCACGCAUCCGAUUCUGUGCGACGUCGAGUCCAAAUCCGAGCUGGACUGCGCUCUCGCGAGGGACACCGCGUUCCUCGCGAACGAGGGGGUGAUGGACUACUCCCUGCUGGCGGGUGUCGAUCGCGCCAGCGGCGAGUUGGUCGUCGGCGUCGUGGACUACCUUCGGCUGUACACGUGGGACAAGCAGCUCGAGUCGUACGUCAAGUACACCGGCGUUUUAGGCGGCGGAGUGGCGGCGGAACCGACCGUGAUAUCGCCCGUGCAGUACCGGCGACGGUUUCGCAAGGCGAUGGCGCGCUAUUUCGUCGUCGUCCCCGCGUGA